This is a messenger RNA of Trichomonas vaginalis G3, 1644 nucleotides long. Its product is annotated as amino acid permease family. Gene Ontology annotation, molecular function: amino acid transmembrane transporter activity. The record is from RefSeq and is a predicted model, not a curated record. Gene Ontology annotation, cellular component: membrane. Gene Ontology annotation, biological process: amino acid transmembrane transport. Lineage: Eukaryota; Parabasalia; Trichomonadida; Trichomonadidae. The transcript has a single exon. The coding region runs from base 1 to 1644 and encodes 547 amino acids.
AUGGAUUCAAAGAAUAUAGCGAAUAGGAAUAAUGAUGUACAGGAUAACUGUCAGUUAGCGUCAAGCGAUGUUGAUGUUAUAAAAUCCGACUCUUCAAAUAACAGUUCUAGCUCAAAUGUAUCGAUACACCUUGAGAACAAUUCAACUCCAGAAAUAUCUACCAAAGAAGCACCAAAAACGCUUGCAAGAGGCAUACAGUCAUGGCAUGUCACAUUGAUAUCACUCGGUGGUAUUAUUGGCUCAUGUUACUUCCUUGGAACAGGUUUAACGUUCAGUGAGAUUGGUGCCCUCCCUGUUUUGAUUGCAUAUCUUGUUGCAGGAAUUUCAGUUUUUGGAACAAUGCAAUCUUUUGCAGAACUUCUUGUUAAUCUUCCACGACAUGGUAACUUUAUUACAUAUAACAAGAAGUUUUUAGGUAAUAUCCUUACUACAGGCAUUGGUUGGGCAUUUUGGGUUAAUUGGGUUGUCUAUUGCCCAUCGGAAUGUCUUGCAUUCUCAUAUUACUUAAAUCAUUUCUAUACGAUCCCAUUCAAGAACACCGCUUGGAGUUCUUUUGUUUGGGGUGCAAUAUGUCUGAUGGCUUUAACUGUUUUAAAUCUUUUCAAGAUCAAAUGGUUUGGCCAUGUUGAAAGUGCAAUGUCAAUCGCAAAAAUUGUAGUUAUUGUUAUUUUUGCAAUUAUUGCUUUCUUCAUUUGGUUUGGAGUUAUCGGAAAGAAAGUCCAUCCGUUUACAGAAGAAGAAGUUGGAUUCAUUGGUGGUAAAAUCAUUGCUCAGGGAGAAGGUUCUCUUGGUAAGAGAUUAUUCCAUCAGGGCUGGUUGAUUAUUAUCACUUAUAUGAUAUUUAUCCUGGUUAACUUCGAAGGAACUGAGAUUGUUGGCCUCGAAGCAGCCGAAACAGAGAAUCCAGACAAAAAUAUUCCGAAAGCGUGCACAAACGUUUCCAUUCAGAUUGUACUUAUUUAUAUUAUCCCUGUUAUUGCCUUAGUCCUUAUUGUUCCUUACGAAAAGGCCAACCUCGACGAAUCCAUCUUCGCAUAUGCACUAACAUCAUAUGGAUUGAAGUGGGCUGGGCAAUUGUUCACCUUUGUCACCUUGAUUGCAGCCUUCUCAUGCGCUAAUUCAGGUCUUUACGCAUCAGUGAGAUGUGUAUACGGUUUAAGCAAAGAAGGAUUAGCUCCAGAAUUUCUCUCAAGGCUUAACAAGAACACCAUUCCUCUGAACGCAACUAUUUUCACCCUUGUUUUCAUUUGGGCCGUUUUCAUUUUCGGUUUCAUGACAGAAGCUCUUGGCCUAUUUGGAAAGGGUGGCAAUUCAUUUUAUGGAUCAUUACUUGGAAUUAGUGGCUUCACAGGAACAUUAAUGUGGGCAGGAAUCAUUAUAUCCCAAAUUAUUUUCCGCUUCAAGCUCAAGAGACGUGGAUAUUCCAUUGAAAAAGACUUGGUUUCCAAGGCCUUCCUUUAUCCAUAUCUCCACAUCUUUUCAGCAGUAAUGCAAAUUGCUGCUAUGAUUCUUUUAAUAUAUUUAGCGAUGGUGGAUGGGUCAUAUUUGUCAUUUCUUUGGUGUGUUUCAUUCUUGCAAUGGGUAUUUAUGCAGUUGCUGCAUGCCUUGGUAAGACAAGAACUGAGAUUGAACCAGAAGAAAUGA